Messenger RNA from Lethenteron reissneri (Far Eastern brook lamprey), 4562 nucleotides. It is a transcript of the gene TTC17, whose product is annotated as tetratricopeptide repeat domain 17. Gene Ontology annotation, molecular function: protein binding. NCBI's taxonomy places the organism in Eukaryota, Metazoa, Chordata, Hyperoartia, Petromyzontiformes, Petromyzontidae. Gene Ontology annotation, cellular component: cytoplasm; actin cytoskeleton. Gene Ontology annotation, biological process: cilium organization; actin filament polymerization. The record is from RefSeq and is a predicted model, not a curated record.
CGACGUCACCGCGCAUGCGCAGCAGCAGGAGGCGCCAUGGCGGGACGCGAGGAGGCCGAGCCGGGCGCCUCGAGCCCGAGCCGGAGUCCGAUCUGCGCCCAGGGGUUCAUAGGCGCCGCGGCGCUGUGGGUCGCGGCGACGUUGUUCGCACUGCCCGGGCCGAGCGCGGCCACCACGCACUGGGUCGUGACGGAGGACGGACGCAUUCAGCAGCAGGUGGAUUCCCAGUUGAACUUGAAGCACCCCCAUGAUCUCGUGUUGUUCAUGCGCCAGGAGGCGCGGCUGGAGGCCCUCAAGGAGCUCGAGCUGGUUCUUAUGGAGCAUAAAAUUCACAUCGAGGAGAAUGAAGACAAGGACACGCGCCUGGAGGAGCGGCACUAUGCCGAGGAGCCGGCCUGCACACAUGCCCGCGUCCCCCUCGGUGACCUGGAUCUCUAUCAUGGCACCUACAUCGCCCUUGAGACCAAGAACAUCCGGCCAGAAGAUCACAUAGAUGUAAAGCACAAGCCAAGUGGUGACUUACUGAGUCCGGACUGCAUGCGUAUCCUGGAGCUCGCCUACAGCAUACACGCGUUUCAGCACCUGCGGGGUGUGCAGGAGAGAGGAAAUCUGAGUGCUCCAUUGCUGUCCCCAGAGGAUCCUGUAUUCCAAGCAUUGCCGCUUCCCAUGGGGACCGGCAGCCUCGAUGAACUGGGGCAUCUGAUUCACCUGGCGUUGCAGCAGAACAAGACAUCCUGGGUGCUUUACAACAUGGCCUCUUACUACUGGCGUCUCAAGAACAGUCCCACGCAAGUGGCCGAGUGUGCUAUGAGAGCCCUGCACCUGUCCCCCAGGCCACACCAUGACGUGGCGCUGGUGAACCUUGCCAGCGUGCUGCACCGAGCCCACUACUCGGCUGAUGCCGCCGUGCUGCUGCAUGCUGCGCUACCCAUCUCCAGCGAUCCGGCCACAGUUCACUACACCCUGGGCAACGUCUAUGCCAUGCUGGGAGAGUACAACCACUCGGUGCUCUUCUACGAGCAGGCGCUCGUGCUGCGGCCCGAGCUGGAGGCUGCGGGGAGGAGGCGCCACGCUGUUCUUUGCCAGCAGGGACUUGAGCGCAAGCUGGAGGCUCAGCACAGGUCCCUGCAGCAGACGUUGAGUGAGCUGAAGGAGUACCAGCGGCAGCACGAGCAGUACGUGCACCUGCAGGAGCAAGUGGAGCGGCACAAAGUCCCGGCUGACCAACAGCUGCUUCACACGAUCCUGCACGAGGCUCAUCUAGCCCGCGACACUCACUCCGGUAACAGUCAGGUGUGUCGGUGGAGCCAGCAACAGAAGCUGCUGGUUUGUCAGUGGGAUCAGCCGGUGCGGUACACGAAAGGGGAGGGAGAAGAUGGCAUCGAGCGCGUGCAGUUUGGGGAAGAGGAGCCAGGAGCUGGCACCACAGCCCUGCCCAGCAGAGCAGAUUCUCUGUCUGGUGAGGGCCUCGUCUCUUCACGGCCCCACCACCACACAGGACCUCGAGCCAGGAGCCACCACAACCUGCCGGCCAGUGUACAGGGUUUCCUUUGGCCCCAGAGGAAGCAGUGUCUUCAUACUUUUCCCACAACUUCACCUGCUUCAGUUCCACCGAUAUUUUCUUUUCUUCUGGACACCAUGGGAAUGAACCUGACUCAGAUGUUGGAGGAUGUCAUGAACUCUCCUGAAAAGCCACGGUGUGCUAUGGCACACAGCACGCAAUCAGCGCAACCGGAAAUGCCUGGAGAGACUGCUCACAGAGCAUGCUGCCUCAAGCCGGAGCCCAGGCAUUUCCAGCCCGGCAGCUCAGAAACCUCCGUCACCCACGGCGGUAUAGCCACUGAGAGAAGAGAGCCGUUAAUUCAGCAGUGGUUGGCGAGACUGUCGAGAGCGAAAGAUAAUGUGACUCGGGCUUUGUCCCUCGCCAUUGACAAGUGCGUAGAGCCCCGGUGGGUCUUCCACGUGCUCGCUGGGCUGCACUGGCGUGGAGAGGGGAAGGCGGUACGAGCAGCCGCGUGCUUGCAGGCCGCAGUGCGUUUGGCUCCCCAGGGCGCGCGGCACGUGCCGCUUACGGACCACGCAGCCCUCGCGCUGCACCUGAGCCAGCUGACGGAAGCCGCCCUCCUUCUAAACCACUCGCUCAACCACACUGCCGACCAGGCCGCGGCUUUUCUGGUGCUGGGCAACGUGUUGCUGGAUGAUCGGAAGGCAAGUGGAGCGGUGGAAGCGUUUGACCGAGCACUGCAGCUGAACCAGCACUGUGACCUCUGCGGACAGGGCCUGCUCCGAGCCCGUUGCCUGCAGCUAUACCCAACCCUGUACAAGAUCACCACGCUGUCACGAACCGGGAAUUGCAGUGAGCAGCAAGAGGUCCCUGCAACACGCGGCACACGAGACAUAGGGGCGGCACUUCCUUCUUCCCUCGUUCAGCAUGGAAGGACAGAACAAGGUGCUGGAAGCCAAAAUGGCACAGGGGAGGAGGUCCACUUGAAGGAGGAGCAAAAGCCAGAAUCAGAGGAGGCGGAUGAGGUGGGGAAACUCAAAGAAGAUGAGCCAAAGCAAGAUCUUGAGGCCGAAAUGAUAUCUGACAAUUGGAAAACAAGCUUAGAUAUGCAGCCAAGUCAGAAAGAGAGGCUCUUCAAAGUGGAAGGGAAGGAGGGAAUAAACUCAGGGCCGGAACUCACUCGGAAGGAGACGCAAGGCUUGGAAGAAGAGGCAAAGUCCUCCACACUGGACUCGGCUGACGGAAGUACAGAGCAGCGCGGCACUGACGACUCCACGGUGGAGGAGCCGCGGUCGGCACUGGGCGACGUCUUGUCCACCGUGUGGUCAGAGAGCGGUUGGUUCGAGGGAGCGCUCGAGGUCAAAGGGCAGCGGGUGGACUUGCAGGGGCUACGCAUGGUUGCUGGCGACUCACAGGCCGGGCCCUGCUUUGGGGACUGUCGCGAUGGAGAUGAAGAUGAGUGGAUAACGGUGCAAGUAAAGCAGUCGCGGAAACAGAAGGAGGCCUGGGGAGACUUUGGUCUCAUUCCCAAGAGAGAGGGAAGUCCCAUGGAAGAGGCAGAGAGAGAGCAGUGGGUGUUUUCUCCAGCACAGAAGGAAUCUGAACCCCAGCUCAGUGGCCCCGUAAAAACCUCUGCACCUCCAGCUCUCCAGAAAGGACAUUGCAUCCCUCAGAAUGGUGAUAAAGGGCAUCCAAUCAGCAAAGAGCAGCAACCAGAAGCAGCCAAGAAGUUUGCGAACCUAGGCUGGCCCAGCACCAAGGAAUGCAUCCGAGUUCGACGUCUCAACCCCAACAUCCACCCUUCCACUUGGGUUCCCCUCACUCUCAAGAACAUCCGCGUGGCAGAACACAUCGACCUGACGUCGCCGCUGCAGGAGCCAUUCUCGGAGCCGGUGUGCAACCCGGCCCUGCCGGCCAGCAUGCACACGCUGGACCACCUGGCCGGCGUAGGCGCUCGCGGCUCCCUCAUGUACGGAGGAGAGAAGCGUCUGCGAGGGGAGCUGGAGAGACUGGCCAAGGCCUCACUAGGGGAACGACGCCUGGAGCACGUGGCCACCCGAAUCGCCAGAGCGAUGGAGAAGAAUGACACAUCAUGGGUGUUGGCCAACCUCGCUGCCCUCUACUGGAGGAUCCAAGGCCAGGGGCGACGCGCAAUUGAUUGCCUGAGACAUGGCCUGCACCACGCCCCUCACCACAUGAAGGACGUGGCUCUGGUUAGUCUCGCGAACGUGCUCCUACAGGCCAGGCUGGGGAAGGAGGCUCAGCUCGUGGCUGGCAUGGCAGUGCACAUCUCUCCCAGAAAUCCUACCGCACACUGCACGCUGGGCAAUGCCUACCUCGCCACGGAGGACAGACAAAAGGCCCUGCAGUGCUACGGGUCAGCACUGGCCCUACAGCCAGAAUACCCUACCGCCCUGGAGCGUCUGCGAGCCGUGCAAUGCAACAUCCUUGUCUAUGAAAACCAGUAGGCUUGUGACCUCACCUGGGAUGGGCACUUACCUAUGUUCUCACCUUUGCCCUCACCUAGUAUUGGAAUCAAAUGUGGAGAGUUUGAAACUGCACAACAUGGUGUCUUGGGUUUUUUUGUCAAAUUUGUGUCCAAAACAUAAAUCAGAUGUGUAUUAAUCGUAUGGUAAUUACAUUAGAAGAUGGAAUCCCUCUACACACUUGACACAUGCCCUGUAUGGACAGAUGUUGGCUGCACAUGCAACAGAGCGUGUGGUAAUCGAUCUCUGCGUGUCUUGACGUGGGUGAUCUGCAAUGCCUGUGGUGAGUCGAGGCAAAAUUCAAACCUCACGGGGGUGAUCGUUUUCAGUUUUUACUUGAGCAGAAAAUGGCCAAUUCUUAAAAAAAUAUUAAUUUAAUCUAAACGCCGUGAGGUUUAUGUUCUGUGUCAAUUAUAAACUAUCGUGAGGGUCACAAGAAUGCAGAUGGUUGCAUAUUUGACAACACUUGUGGGGAGCUUGGUGAAUCUCAAUAUUGAGAAUAUUUGUGGUACUCGGUGUCCUUCAGACCUUGUAUUUGUACCACGUGGAGAUUAAAUACUUUGACUAAUUCA